UCGCGGCGGCGCGGCGCGGGCUGCGGGAAUGAGGUAAAGGCGGGCGGGGCGCGCGCAGGAAGCGGCGAGCGGAGCGCGGACAGCGGGGCCAUGGCCGACACCGCGGAAGCACACGAGGAGCAUGAUACUUCUACUGAAAACACAGAUGAUUCUAACCACGACCCUCACUUUGAGCCCAUAGUUUCCCUUCCUGAGCAAGAAAUAAAAACUCUGGAAGAGGAUGAGGAAGAACUCUUCAAGAUGCGAGCGAAGCUGUUCCGGUUCGCAUCCGAGAACGAGCAUCCCGAGUGGAAGGAGCGAGGGACCGGUGAUGUGAAACUCCUGAAACACAAGGAGAAGGGAACAAUUCGCCUCCUCAUGCGGAGGGAUAAAACUCUCAAAAUCUGUGCAAACCAUUAUAUCACACCCUUAAUGGAGCUGAAGCCCAACGCCGGGAGCGACAGGGCCUGGGUCUGGAACACACACGCUGACUUUGCAGAUGAGUGCCCCAAGCCUGAACUCCUGGCAAUCCGCUUUCUAAACGCAGAGAAUGCACAGAAAUUCAAGGCAAAAUUUGAAGAAUGCAGGAAUGAAGUAGGCAAGAAAGCAAAGAAAGCAGGCACAGACAAAAAUGAUAGUGCUGAUAAAGUUGCUGAAAAACUAGAAGAGCUUUCUGUAAAGGAAGAAAGCAGAGAAUCUGAGAAGAAGGAGACCAAGGAAAAAACUGAAGAAAAGCAAUAAAAUCAUCCUGGGCCUUGCAGUUUUUCCUUUACUUUUUUCUUUCUUUUCCUUUUUUUUUUUUUUUUUUGUUUUGUUUUGUUGGUUUUUUGGUUUUGGUUUUUUUAAAUUUUUUUUACAAGGGACUUUAUAAGGAACACAGAUCAACAUUCAGGUUGUUUUUUUCUAAGCUUUUGCCCUUUGGAAGGUGUCUUCAGAAAAAUCCAUUCCCCAGUCAUGAAAAUGUACUGUGCUAACUUUCUUUUCCAUAGUGGAAACACUUAUUUAUAGUCAUCCAAAAGAGUGAAUAAAACAAACGUGAAAACAGCAUCGGGGCAGAACUGUAAAGGCUUGUGAAUGCACUUGUUUCCUUGGGUGUGAAGCUACAUAUCAUCAUUCCUGUGGAUUUAGCAGGUUAACAGACUUUUACCAGCAGGGAAGGUCAGGAUGCAUUCAUGGUUCUUGUCUGGCUUCUCCAAGUGUGAUGUAGCAGAGCUUUCCCUGUGCUGUGUGUGUGCUGGGCAGGGAUGUGCCAGGGAAUGGGGCACCGAGAGCCUUCCUGGCACACUUGGUGCUGAGCCAUCAGACAGGGAAAAUGAAGGUGGGGGAGAAAAUGCAUUAUGUGAGGUUUGUCAAGGAUUUUCCUCUUAAGAAACAAAACCUGUGCUUCCCCCCUGCCCCAAAUUUGCUAAUACUACAAAGGCUUGAUUCCAGCAGAAAGCUGCUGCUGUUGUCCCAGAUCUUCCACGCCGUGCUCCUCGCUGGCUGAAGGCACAGCAGCCUGUUCUGCCGAGGUGUGUGUGCAAAGGAAUCCAAACUGUGUGAGUACCUUCCCGUGAGAUUCCCCGUGUCAGCAGAUCCUGGCAGUUGUAGGCUAAAAUCGAAAAGCUUUUUUUUCCCCAGGGCUUUGGAGCUCACAUUGUUCUUACAAACCGGAGGAGUUCUGAACUCCUCAGAUGCUUGGUAGGGAGGCUGUCCCUCUUGGAGAGUGGCAGUCACUUUGGAACAGUUAAUGAAGUUGUACAAGCUUGAGGGACACUCUCCUUGCCAGAAUGGGCAAAUUGGAUUAACAACAAACAUGUGCAGUGAGGAGACUUGACCGAUUUCAAGGUAGUGCUAGAGUAAGAAGAUAAACUGUAGUAAGCAAUAAAAUCAACACAAUUAAGUCUGAUAGAUGAAAUGAACUUCGUUGUUGAACACUAAUACAAGGAUUGUGUUAGGAUAGUGAUGAAAUUUUGUAAUAGUUUCCAAAAUAAUUAAUGAAUACCAGACAAAAACUGCUAAACUGUAAGACUGAGUGAUGUUAAUGUUGGAUAGCAAGACCUUUUUAUCUUCAUGAAGAGGCUUUUAACUUGGUCAGGUUCUGCAGCCUACUUGAGGAAAAUAUAUUUUUUAAAAAAUCAUGUUUUAGCACUGUCUUUUAAUGCUACCAUGAAUGAGUCUUAAAUCUGGAACUGUAAUUAAGGUACUCACUUCAUUCAAACAGAGUAAUUCCUUUGGUGUUUUGCACAUUCCCCUUCAAGUACAGCAGAUAUCAAAAGUCUGUUAAUUAACAAAGGUGGUUGAAAGGCAAAAUGAAAUGCUCCUUAGUGUUUCUGGUUUGGAAAUAACAAGACAAAGCUACUCUGAAGUAUUUAACAUUUGAAUGUAAAAGCCAAAUCUUUAUCCAUGAGUCACUGUAAAUUCUCUGAUCUGAUAAUGUCAAACAGUGUGUCUAAAUUGAUAGAAAUGACAUUUUAAAAAUUCAAAAUAAACUUAAAUUUUCAUUUAAAGGA
Molecule: messenger RNA, 2471 nt
Organism: Pipra filicauda (Wire-tailed manakin)
Lineage: Eukaryota; Metazoa; Chordata; Aves; Passeriformes; Pipridae
Gene: RANBP1
Product: RAN binding protein 1
Exons: 6
Coding region: 91-720 (209 amino acids)
Biological process (GO): nucleocytoplasmic transport; positive regulation of mitotic centrosome separation
Cellular component (GO): cytoplasm; nuclear pore; centrosome
Molecular function (GO): GTPase activator activity
Source: RefSeq, a predicted model, not a curated record